Molecule: messenger RNA, 1323 nt
Organism: Diversispora eburnea
Lineage: Eukaryota; Fungi; Glomeromycota; Glomeromycetes; Diversisporales; Diversisporaceae
Source: the annotation of a GenBank genome assembly
AUGCAAUAUAAUAAUCCUGUUGUAGUUGAACCGUCAAUUCUCUGUUGCCAAUGUGGCACUGCAAUUGCACCAAAUCCUUCAAACAUGUGCAUUAAUUGCAUUCGAAAUGAAGUUGACAUAACCGAAGGUAUUCCUAAACAAGCAGUAUUGCUAUUUUGUCGAAAUUGUGAAAGAUAUUUACAACCUCCAAAUAUAUGGAUUCGGGCCGAUUUGGAAAGUCGAGAUCUAUUAGCUCUUUGUUUAAAAAGAUUGAAAGGAUUGAGUAAAGUCAGACUUAUUGAUGCAGGGUUCAUUUGGACCGAACCUCAUUCAAGAAGAAUUAAAGUUAAAUUAACCAUUCAAAAGGAGGUUUUUACCUCAACUAUUUUACAACAAAUCUUUGAAGUAGAAUUUGUUGUGAAUUAUCAACAAUGUACCGAUUGUACACGUGUCAUGGCUAAAAACACUUGGCAAGCAAUUGUUCAAGUGAGACAAAAAGUUGAUCACAAAAGGACAUUUUUCUUUUUAGAACAACUUAUUCUUAAACAUAAUGCUCAUAAAGAUACUAUUAAUAUAAAAGAAGCCAAAGAUGGUCUUGACUUUUUUUAUAGUCAUAGAUCUAAUGCUAUUAAAUUUGUGGAAUUUUUAAAUGCCAUUGUUCCAAUUAAGUCAAAGGCAUCGGAACAAUUGAUUUCGGUUGAUAUUCGUAACAAUACUUCUAAUUCGAAAUUUACAUAUUCAGUAGAGAUUGUGCCUAUAUGUAAAGAUGAUCUUAUUUGUUUACCAGUAAAAGUUGCUCGAUCAUUAGGAAAUAUUAGAAAUCCAUUUAAUUCUUUAGCAACUAUCAAGAAUUUGGUAGAAUAUUAUGUUUUAGAUGUUGAACAAUUAGGUGUGACGCGAAACAAGUAUGUUCUUGGUGAUAUUCAAGUAAUGCGUUCUUCAGAUUUUGGAAGAAACAAUCAAACAUUUUUUGCUCGUUCUCAUCUUGGUGGUAUUCUUAAACCUGGAGAUACUGUUUUAGGAUAUGAUCUUUUAACUUCCAAUUUUAAUGAUGAUAAUUUUGAUACCCUUGAUCGAAAUAAUAUACAUGAUAAGAAGCAACAACAACAGAAACAAGAUGUUAAUAAAAAGGAUCAAGAUUAUGAAAUGUUUUUACAAGAUUUGGAGGAAGAUCCUGAACUUAGACAAAAUAUUAACUUAUACAAAGCAUCAACAACCAUCACCACAUCAAUGGAUAUAGAUACAAAAGAGAAUGUAACAGAAGAAAAUGAUGAUGAUUUCCCUGAAGUAGGAAUAGAAGAAUUAUUGGAAGAUUUGACAUUAGAAGAUCGUUCUGUAACUUAA